Molecule: messenger RNA, 870 nt
Organism: Aspergillus bombycis
Lineage: Eukaryota; Fungi; Ascomycota; Eurotiomycetes; Eurotiales; Aspergillaceae
Exons: 1
Coding region: 1-870 (289 amino acids)
Source: RefSeq, a predicted model, not a curated record
AUGUUUGCAAGAUCUUUUGCUUUCCGUGCAUUCUCGCCGCAGUGUCCCAGGACCUUCAUAACCCCCGGAUCGUCGGUGUCAAGCCCAACAUGGAGAUAUUUCACUUCAAGCGCUGUUCGAACAAAGGCCGCAGUCAAAGUCAAGCCCCAAUAUAACCCUCCCCAAUUCAAAGCGCCCCCACAAACCGAGCAAAGUCUGAAAUUUGCUGGACGACGAGCAGAGGGGUUCGGAAAAUUAGAACGAAAAGUCGCAAAAGAAGGACAAGUAUUACUUUUCCAAGCGCCAUCACAUCGCAGCUAUGUUCUAGGCGCCUACGGCAUUUCAGCAUUUUGCUUCGCUUACUCCGUGUACAACUCUAAUGUUGUCUUUCGCGAUCCGAUAAUACCUCUCCCAAUGUGGCAGCAGGCUCUCUUUGGUGGUAUCUGUGUCAUGAUGAGCGUCAUGGGUACCGUGUUCCUUUUCAAAACUGGACGGCUGAUCAAAACAGUCAAUGCCGUUCAAUCUAACGGACAGACCCAUCUCCGCUUUACUGUUCGGAGCUUCAUUCCUUUCAGGAAGCCAUUUGAGUUCGAUGCUUUACCUCAUCAAAUAGCGUUCUCUCGUCGGCUAGUUGUGACGCAUGACUCUGUCACUCGCAUGCAGCAGGCGGAGGCCGCUCAAAAUGGGAACGUGAGCUUCUUCAAAGCGCCUUUGAAGAAGACGAGUAUGCUCCUUUGGAGACUAUUCCGAUCUGUCCGGCAGUUGUUCACACAAGAAGACUUCAUCCUCUUGGAAGUGGAAGGCCAAAAAGGUGUUAUGAGGAUGGAUUCCGCGGGAUUUGUAUCGCAAGACUUUCUUGUGAUUGGUAACCCGGUCACUUUCAGGCGUUAG